This is a messenger RNA of Meloidogyne enterolobii, 891 nucleotides long. The record is from the annotation of a GenBank genome assembly. Lineage: Eukaryota; Metazoa; Nematoda; Chromadorea; Rhabditida; Meloidogynidae.
AUGGAUUCGUCUGCCGCAUACGAUUACGACAAGCAACAAUUAAGACGGGAGGCCGAAUCUUUACGGGCACUCGCUAUUUUUGGUGUUUGUCUUUCAACUGUAGCUACCUUAAUUUGUGUAAUGUCAAUUCCACUUUCUUCUUUAUAUUUCCAACAAAUGGGGUCUUCAUUACAAGGAGAACUUGAUUUUUGUAAAUCGAGAAGUGGAAAUAUUUGGCAAGAAGUGACAAGGACACAAGUUCUUUCUGCUCCAAGCAGAGGACCACGUAGCACCCGAGCUGCAUCUACAAGCGGAGGUGAAUGCUGUGGUUGCGGCGUUUCUCCACGUGGACCACCUGGACCUCGCGGUGAACCUGGAAAGGACGGAUCAGAUGGACGACCUGGAGCAAAUGGAGAGCCAGGAAUUGACGCUGGACCACCACCCACUGUACUUCUUGCCGAGCCAUGCCAGACUUGUGAAGCUCCAAUUCAUGGACAGCCAGGACCAAGAGGACCACCCGGAUCUGAUGGGAAAGAAGGAGAGCCAGGAAUUGAUGGUGAUGGCGGACCACGAGGACCACCUGGACCAGAAGGACCACCUGGACCUGACGGAGAACCAGGCUCAGACGGAGAGCAAGGACCACCUGGAGAACCCGGAGUUGUCAAGGAAGGACCUCCAGUUCAAGGACCCCCCGGAGAACCAGGACCCGAUGGAGAGCCGGGAGCACCUGGAGAGCCUGGAGCCCCAGGCAAGCCCGGUUUUGCUGGUCCACAAGGAGCCCCUGGAGAUGGUGGAUAUCCUGGCCAACCUGGAAAGCCAGGAGGAAAUGGACAGAAAGGACAAGGAGGACAGAAGGGUCCAAAUGGUGCUUGCGAUCAUUGUCCACCUGCCCGAACAGCGCCAGGAUAUUAA